AUGAAACAUUCUAGAAACGAAAUAUUAAAAUACAAUGUUGGCUCUUACAUGAAAAGAAGACAUUAUUCGGAUAAUGAAAAUUUUAAAAAGUCUGAUUUAGUUUUAUUAAAAACUGUAUCUCAUUUAACAUUAUCAUCGGUUGUCGAGAAUGAAUCGUCUCAUGCGAAUUCAAUUUUAUAUAGUUGUAUAAAUAAUGAUCCUUCAGUAGCCGAAUCACAAUUUUUAAAAUUAAAAAAUUGGAUAAACGAAUUAACUAAUACUACAGUUAAAAAUGAAUUAAAAGAAUUAUUAUUUCCAUUAUUAUGUCAUUUGUAUAUUGAAAUGCUAAGAGGGGGUCACAAAAAUGCGGCAGGAACUUUUCUUAAGAAAAAUCAAUCGAUUAGUACGGAAGAAGAGGCGAUAUUAAUGUUAGAAGAAUUGGCAAGCAUUGAAAGUACAAAAGAUAUUGAAGAAAAAGAUAUUGUUCAAAAUCUUAGGUCUUCAAAGUAUUCAUUAACAUUAUCGUCUACAUCGAUUGAAAUAUUAAAACAGUAUUUAGUUAGGCAUUCGCAUAUAAUAUUAUUACAAAUGAUAAAUUGUUGGUUUGAUUUCGAAGAAAAAAAAACUCAGGAUGCGAAUGUAAUAGAAUCGGAGGAAAACGAAGUCAUUAAUCAGCCUUGCAACGGUUAUCCUGAAAUUCAACAAUCGGAUGGAGAUUUAGCUAAACUAGAAGAAAUAAUUAAAUUAGUCAAUGAAGUACCAUCGACUAGUGGUCCUUUACUUUUAUAUUCCGUUUAUAACCCUGACAACAGUAUAACAUGUGGGCAGAUAUCCGAGGAUACUCUGUAUUUAGCAGCUGGUUUAAGUACAUCGGAAUUACAGUUGUGGAGUUUAACGGAAAAUAAACGGUUAAGUAAAAAACCUUGCUCAAGUUCCAAAAUAAGAUUGGCUGUCGAUAUUGAUGAUUCAACUGUUGAGACUGAAAGUAAAAAUAUAAGCGAACCAGUAAGUAGCAUCACACUUAGAAGUCAUUCGGGUCGAGUUCAAGAUUUAGCUUUCAUACCUAAUAAUGAUUUAUUACUAUCUGUUUCAAUGGAUAAAACAAUGCGUGCCUGGGACCUGAAAUCUUAUUCUUGUCGAGCGGUGUACAGGGGACACAAUUAUCCCAUAUGGGCAAUCGAUGUAAGUCCUUUGGGAGUAUACGUAGCCACAGGAUCUCAUGAUAAAACUGCUCGACUAUGGUCACUUGAAAGAAAUUAUCCUCUUAGAAUUUUUGCUGGUCACGUACAAGAUGUAGAUUGUUUGAGAUUUCAUCCUAACGGUAGUUAUUUAGCAACCGGAUCAUCCGAUAAGUCUGUUAGAUUGUGGUCUACUUCUUCUGGAGAAUUAAUGAGAGUAUUACCUGGACACAGAGGAGGGAUUUAUGCUCUUUCUUUUAGUCCGAAUGGAAAAUUAUUAGCGUCUGCUGGUGAGGAUAGAAGGAUAAAAAUUUGGGAUAUAGCAAGCAGUAAUGUAAUAACAGAAUUAAAAGGACAUUCUGGUACAAUUACAAGCCUAGAUUGGAGUCCGAACGGUGAUUUUUUAGCAUCUUGUAGUUUCGAUAAUACAUGCAGAAUUUGGAAUGUCAAAAAUUGUUCAAGCAGUGAUGAACACAGUGCACUACAACCAGAAAUACAUAAUUUAACGUGUAAUUCUUUGUUUUCCGUUAAAUAUUCAAAACGAAAUACUCCUAUUUGUGUAGCCGGAGUAUACUUGAUCGUUGAAAAAAAUUGUUAA
Molecule: messenger RNA, 1755 nt
Organism: Pediculus humanus corporis (human body louse)
Lineage: Eukaryota; Metazoa; Arthropoda; Insecta; Psocodea; Pediculidae
Product: WD-repeat protein, putative
Exons: 11
Coding region: 1-1755 (584 amino acids)
Molecular function (GO): RNA polymerase II general transcription initiation factor activity; protein binding
Source: RefSeq, a predicted model, not a curated record